This is a messenger RNA of Physcomitrium patens, 4240 nucleotides long. RefSeq names its product protein NLP6. The record is from RefSeq and is a predicted model, not a curated record. Lineage: Eukaryota; Viridiplantae; Streptophyta; Bryopsida; Funariales; Funariaceae. Gene Ontology annotation, molecular function: protein binding; DNA-binding transcription factor activity.
CGCAGGCAUUUAGACGCCACCGAUCGUCUCGCAGUUUUUCUUCCGCUUCCGUUUGCACGUUCAGCCGACUUGGAGAAGAGUAAUUCGGUGGUCGAUCAGUUCCGUUCCUGUUUCGGCAGAGGAUGCAUUGGUAGUGAACGUGAGGGGGGGUUGAUGUGAUCGAUUAUUGUUAAGUCUGUCGAGUAUUCGAGGUGCGGGGCAAGGGAAAGACACGGAUUGGACAGGUGCAGAGAGCGAGCGUCUCGGGAGGUCGAUCAUGGUGUCAAUGCACCUUGUGCGUGGACGCUGAGAGGUGGUUCAAUUCGCGGUGGAGUUUAGAAGCAGAUGCCGCCGUCUGAGCGGGAAGUGGCGAUGGGUAUAAGCACUGGUGAUAUAGUAUCCAAGUUCGUUGUGGAUGAUGGCUUGUUGUCAGAUUUUAUGGACUUGGAUUCAUUGAGUGACCAAUUAGAUGAGGAGGAGUCAUGGAUGGAUGGGGCCAGCGGAAGCAGCAGUUGCGAUUUCACUUUAACGCCAUACUCAAUGGCCAGUAGCGAUAAUUGCUAUGCUUCCUUCUCACCCCCCUCACCCGUAACCUCGCACUCAUCAUCACUGUACUCCUCGCAGACCCCCAGUGCAGCUGGUUUAGACGGCUUGCAACUCCUGCAACAAGUCCUCGAUGGCGCUCCAUCUGCUUUCCCGCCUCCGUUGAGCCCAAGCCCUGUUGGAAGUGGCAACAUCGACAUGCUGUUGUCGGAUCAAAAUUUAAGCUCGAUGGAAAACGUGGUGGAUUACAAUGAUCUAUUCGAAAAAAGUCGUGUGAACUCGUCCUUUCUGGCAAUGCCAAGUGAGGAUGACGAGGACGAAGCCGAGGAAAAAUCUGGACUUUCAGAGGAAGAAAAGGUAGUGGGCGAAGGGGAGACAAGGAAGAGGACGCUAACACGUGCACUGUCAAGUCCGCCAAUGUCUUUCCGCGACCGACUGCUGCAGGCUGUGCGCUACAUCGGCCGCCUUCGGAUGGACGUGCUGGUACAAGUUUGGAUGCCUGUGGUGCAGCAAACGAGCAGCAGUUCUUCCAAGCGAGUUCUUAUCACGCGUGAUCAGCCAUUCGUUCUGGAGCAGAAGAAUGAUAAGCUGUCGAAUUUUAGGAGCGCUUCAGAGGAUUAUGAAUUUGCAGCCGAUGCUGGGAUUACCGGCAUGGGCCUCCCCGGUCGUGUAUUUGUGCACCAGAUGCCGGAGUGGAGUCCCAAUGUUCAGAUGUAUAAUUGUCAGGAGUACCUGCGACAUGUAGAAGCUCAGCGCUGUGACGUUCGUGGAUCACUUGCACUCCCUAUCAUGGAUCCUGUCUCUAGUCAGUGCGUUGCAGUUAUUGAGUUGGUUGGGUGUACCGAGAAGAUUCAAUUUCAUUCCGACGUGGACAUCGUCUCACGAGCUGUGCAGGCUGUGCAUUUAUCAACUGUGAACAGUCUAGAGACGCCAGUACCCGAGAGGCUGUCACAAGGUCGACAAGCGGUCCUGAACGAGAUUGCGGAAGUACUAACAGCCGUAUGCGAGACUCACAAACUCCCACUGGCGCAGACUUGGGUGCCUACUUAUCGCUAUGGCAGCAUGGACAUCAAAGUUCAUCAGAGUGGCAGCAAACGCAUGCGGUCCGAGAAUGGAAGCGGUUUGAGUCGGAAUACAUCCUCAUCCCCUUGUAGUGGCGAGAUUCUCCGGACCGGUGAUGGUCCUUGCUAUGUGAGCGAUGGUCGGAUUUGGGGAUUUCGCCGAGCCUGCCUGGAGCAUAGUCUUGAGAAGGGCCAGGGGGUGGCUGGCAAGGCUUUCGAAACAAACCAACCGAACUUCGAUUCCGAUGUGAAAAUCCAUUGUAAGACUGAAUAUCCUCUCGCACACCAUGCUAAAUGUUUUGGCCUUGGGGCAGCUGUAGCCAUUCGACUGCGGAGCAUUCGCACUGGCAACGAUGACUUUAUUUUGGAGUUUUUUCUUCCCUCAACGUGCGUAGAAAGCAAGGAGCAGCAAUUGUUGCUUAAUUCAUUGUCUAUCACAAUGCAACGAACUUGUCGGAGCUUGAGAACCAUCACCGAUGAGGAGGAGAAGGAGGAACUUCACAUAGCUGGAAAUGGGAACGUGCUUGUAAAGGCUGAAGCUAAAGAAGAACCGAUUGAUGGAGAUUGUGUCUUCCAUCCACGUACCCCAUACGGAAGCCAAGAAGGGAUAUCUUUAAUUUCAUCAGGUGCUAAAGGCGAAGAACAAGCAACUCAUUGUCAGCUUCCACAUCCUUCUCUAAUUAGCCAGCUCUCACUCCAGCGAAAUUCAAAUUGGCAAUCAUCUUAUCUAUUGAACCCCAGUGAAUCGCAACAACACGCAUCUAAAAGUGAGGACAGCGACCCUUUGGUGAAUCAUGUCCUCGGUUUGGACAGGCUUGGUUGCUCAAAUGCAGCUCAAGUUGCUGCAUCUCAAAGGCGUAAGCUUGAUAGAAGACGAGGAACAACGGAAAAGACUAUCGGCCUUAGUGUCCUUCAACAAUACUUCGCGGGUAGCCUGAAAGAUGCUGCCAAGAGCAUUGGUGUAUGUCCCACAACUCUUAAGAGGAUCUGUCGGCAACACGGAAUCUCUAGAUGGCCAUCUCGCAAAAUCAAUAAAGUUAGCCGGUCGUUAAAGAAAUUGCAGGGAGUUAUUGAUUCAGUUCAAGGAGCAGAUGGUGCCCUGCGAAUAAAUGCAUUAACAGGAGAUAUCACCACCGCAUCUAUGGCAGCUGAUAAUGGUUCUGGCCACGCUGGUAGUGAUGGAUCAUGCGCUAAAAGCAAGUGGUCUGUCUCGUGGUCUACGCCAGCCCCCCGCAAUCGUGAUUUGGAGGACCAUAAGGUGCGUGGUGGGACUUUAUUGUUGCCAAAAGAGGAAGAUCGCAAAAAGCAUGAUUCAUGUUCGCCCCAGUCGGUGCUCAUGUCCAUUCUUUCGUCUCCAGAAACUAAACCGAGUCGACAUUGGCACACAAACGAGAAAAGUGCUGGUGUAUCUGCGGAGGGCAAUGAUCUCGCAGUUGGACAUGAUUCUGGGUUUAGAGGAGCAAGCACCUUGUCUCCUGGAAGCAAUUUGACAAUUGACACUGGACUUGCAGUCGUCUGUGAUGCAGUUACAGCUCAUCACGAUCUCUUGGGGGCAAGGAGCCAACAAAGUUCUCCAAGUUCAGGAUCCUAUGAUGAUAUUGCGCCCCCAACUUCCAAGGUUGAUUCUAGAGGAAGCGGGCUGCCGGAAAGUAAGACAGGAUCUGGAUGUCAAAACCAAGUUCAUGAUAGUGCCAGUGCUGAGGUUGCAAUUAAAGAUGUUUGCAAAAAAAAUAAAAGUCCUGAGGUCGGUGUUUCAUCAAGUUCUCUCAACGAAGACCAGGAACAAGAGCGGGAGGUAAUGGGUGGUUCGGGUACGUCCAACUCCCCACGUUUUGGCUCUUCCACCGCUCAAGGGACUAGUGAUUGCAGCUCCCCAUCGUCUGCAGGCAAUCCAUCUUCACAUAUGAAGACAUGGCCAGCUCAUAGUGACGUCAUCACUAUGAAGGUCACAUACAAUGAAGACACGGUGCGGUUUAAGCUCUCUAGCGACAAAUCUUACCUUGACUUGAGAGAUCAGGUGAACAGGAGGCUGAAGUUGGCAGGGCUAAAGUUUGACUUGAAAUAUCUCGACGACGACGAAGAGUGGAUGCUUCUUGCUUGUGACGCCGAUCUUCAGGAAUGCCUGGAGGUCAUGCGUGUUUCUAGGCGGAAUGCCGUCAAACUCAUGGUUCGUUGUAACGUCUCCUCCAGCGUCGAGACAAGCUGUGCGGACGAUAAAACCCUUAGUUGAUUUUAUAACAGUUCCUUAAAACAAGUAGGUUAGCCUCGGCCAUUGCAUCUUCUUAUUCUACUAUGGAGCAUCUUACUUUUUCCAAGAUACGGGAACACUUGGAGUAGGUCUCUGGUGAGAAUGAUGCUGAAUCCUUCAUUGGCCUGAGUUCAAAUUUUGCACAUACCAUAAGCCGCAAUCAGAUGAUGAACAUCUUCUAGUUGGGGUAAUUGGUUACUGGGUUUGCCACGCUCGGUGCUCAAGAGUUUGUGAGUAACUCUUUGUAUUUUUGCGAAUCCUUCUCCUUUUUUUUUUUUUUUUUCCCCAGUAAUUGAGGCAUUUUAUGCAAUUUGUACCGUAUUUAUGCUGAGUCUACAAGUAUUGAUGAACUUCAGAACACGGUUACCACACCUAUGUAAUCUUCCAUGGAUGAAUUCCUUUGUAUGAA